CUCAAUUUUCUCUCAAUUCGUCGAUUCUAGGGUUUUUUGUUUACUUCGAAUUUGGAUACAAUCCGACUUGUCUCGGUGCCAAUUUCUCCGGGAACUUUGUUUUCGAGCUCUGUUUGGUUGCUCGGGAAAAGGGUUGUUAACAGAAAAGAAUAAAAAUCGGAGCUGUGGGUGUAUUUCGUUUCCGUGUUCUUCUUCUACCUCAAUUGUCUAAUCGGGAGUUAGACAGUGUAACUAGUCAUAAUAUUGUUUCUUGUUCCGUCUCGGCUCAUAUUUCUAAGUAGCCAAAUGUUGUAUAUGAGGAAGAUGGCUGUGAUCUGGAGGAUUUAUAUAUGUGCGUGUGUAUGUAUUAGUAAUUGUCUGGAUUAAGCCAUUUAUUUUUACCUUGAGAGAGUUCAGAAUAAUGCCAACAAGAUCCAAAAGUGAAGAUCAACAACCAGAAAAUGGGGCACAUAUGAUUUCACCGUCAAUAGUUUACUCCCAACCCUGGUGGCGUGGUGCUGGAAAUUCUGCCAUGCCUUCUCCAGUGGAACACAUUAAUGGUACUGCCACAAUGGGAGCUCUCCACUCACAAGCUAAUGGUGAUGGUAGCAAUAAAGAAGAACAUGCCGCUACUUCCGAGCAACCUGGAUUGAAUGGUAAUGGUGUGCUUGAACAGCAACAUGUCAAGCACUUCCCAUCUUCAACAUCAGCAGCUGUUGGUGAACAUGUUGAACCAAAUUCCCAGAUGGAGCUCGUUGGCCACUCUAUUAUGUUGACGUCAUAUCCAUAUCCGGAUCCACCUUAUGGGGGAAUAAUGGCAUAUGGGGCACAGGUGCAUCCUCAUUUCCUAGGCUUCCAUCCAACUAGAAUGCCCUUGCCCCUUGAUAUGGAAGAGGAACCUGUUUAUGUGAAUGCAAAGCAGUAUCAUGGAAUUUUGAGACGAAGGCAAAUAAGAGCCAAGAUGGAACUUGAGAAGAAAAUGAUAAAAGGUAGAAAGCCGUAUCUUCAUGAAUCUCGCCACCAACAUGCCAUGAGAAGGGCAAGAGGUUGUGGAGGCCGUUUUCUGAAUACGAAAAAACAAGUUAAUGAUGCCACCAAUUCCACUUCUGAGAGAGAGCCACACUGUGGCUCUAAUUCAACACAAUCUGCCAACUCAUCAGGCUCUGAACACUUGACCACGAACUCUAACGGAAACUAUGAUCGACAUGAGAACUGUGGCAGGUUUCAAGACAUUUGCAGUGAGCGCAAUUCCUCAAGUGCGAAGAAUGGCCACGGCUUCUCCUCUAUGCACCAUUCACAAUUGACUGGCAGUGAGGAUGGGGGAGAUUGGUUUCAUCAGGAAAAAGGUAGCAUCCUGUUCAGUCAGGCCUCACAUGGGGCUUCCGCCACCAAAUGAGAAUCUCCCUGUUCUUGGGUGGUGGGUCGUUUUGGUGAUGUCUUGUGUCGGGCAACGCUGGAGCGUGACCCAUCCCGAGUGGAGGGGACUCUCAUCAGGCAAAUCAUUCUUGGCUCUGGUUACUUUUGUGUUCCAGUGGGGGGUGAGACAAAGUGUGAGAGAAUAUGAAGGCCUACUACUGUUUGCAGUCUGCCAUCAUGUUCAUUUCUCGGGGCCUCCCCCUUUUGUAAAUUAAAAAGUUAGGACCUGUAUUAAUAUGUGUGAAUUCAAGACCUCAAACAACGAACCGUCGAAUGUGUGGAGACCUCUGUUUCAAGCAGGAACUAACCUUUCAGACAACAAUUGUCUUGCAUGUUUAAGGUGUUGAAGAGCAGUUCUUUCUUUGUGGUC
This is a messenger RNA of Diospyros lotus (date-plum), 1765 nucleotides long. RefSeq names its product nuclear transcription factor Y subunit A-1-like. Gene Ontology annotation, molecular function: RNA polymerase II cis-regulatory region sequence-specific DNA binding; DNA-binding transcription factor activity, RNA polymerase II-specific. The record is from RefSeq and is a predicted model, not a curated record. The coding region runs from base 401 to 1375 and encodes 324 amino acids. Gene Ontology annotation, biological process: regulation of transcription by RNA polymerase II. Lineage: Eukaryota; Viridiplantae; Streptophyta; Magnoliopsida; Ericales; Ebenaceae. The transcript has 7 exons.